AUGACCCUCAUCCUGGGCUACACCAUCUUCCUGAUCAUCAUGAACGACCUGCUGCCUCUCACUGGGGAGACGACACCUCUCAUCAUGAAACCCACUCUGGACCCGACCCUGGAUGAACUGAGGAGGCUGAGCAGAGAUAUCAAGGCCGUCCGCCUCCAGAUAGACAAACACUUCCAGGGGAGCAAAAGCUCGCAGGAAUGUAAACUGUCCUGUAAAGAAGGCCACAGUGGUCCAACCCAUGAGUCCAUGCAGGCUGUGUUUGACCUAAAACCCUUCAGGCCAGCAGUGAACCUCAGCAAUCCCACCAUAGCUAACAUCUCCUUCACCCUGUAUGCUGUUCUGGGGGUGAAUGAGAAAACCCAAAUACUCACUACUUUCUUGUGGCUGAGACAGUUCUGGCAGCACGAGUUCCUGGUUUGGGACCCUGAUGAGUGUGACGGUGUCACCAGGAUUUCUCUCCCUGUGGAGAAGCUCUGGUCUCCAGACAUCAUAGUUUAUGAGUUUGUGGAUGACGAUGUUUCCCAAGCGUGCCCUUACGUCUACCUCAACCACACGGGUCACAUCCGCUGGGACAGGAUGCUUCGGCUCGUCUCAGCCUGCAACCUGGAGAUCUUCAGUUUUCCUUUCGACAUGCAGAAUUGCUCAUUUACAUUCGGCUCCUACAUGCAUACUAUAAGGGAUGUGAGGCUCAGUCCAGCUUUGACCUUUCAGGAGAUGUCUCGAAACUCAAAGCGUUACCUGGAAGCCAGUGGGGAGUGGGAACUGGUGGACCUACUGGGAGAGACCUCCAUCCUCCAGUUUGGGAUCGACGAAUGGGACAUUAUCACCUUCUGGGUGGUCAUAAAGCGGCGGCCGGUGCUCUACGUGGUCAAUCUGCUGAUCCCCAGCUCCUUCCUCAUGCUCAUCGACAUCCUGUCCUUCUACCUGCCCCCCCAUAGCGUUGACCGCGCCUCCUUCAAGAUGACUCUCAUCCUGGGCUACACCGUCUUCCUGCUCAUCAUGAACGACCUGCUGCCCAGCACAGCAAACGGCACACCCCUCAUAGGUAUCUAUUUCUCUGUGUGUCUGGCCCUCAUGGUCAUCAGCCUGUUGGAGACGGUCAUCAUUACCAAUGUCCUCCACCACAACUCCAUGAAAUAUAAAGAGGUUCCAAACUGGGUAAGGGUGGUAGUGCUCAAACACAUAGCCAACCUCAUCUGUUACCGAUGGACGGAGGACGUCCAGCCCCCCACUACGCCACAGAAGGAUGAACCGGAAAUUUCAAAUGUCAAUUCUGGGUUGUGGAUCAUCCAACCAGCCAGCCAGACACCUGCCCAGGACCCAACCAGCAGCAGAGGUGCAGCUGCUCUGCCUGAACUACAACAGAUCUGUCAAUACCUGGGAGACCUCCAUGCCCACCUCACCUCGAUGCACAAGGAGAGCGAGCUGCUGGACCAGUGGUGCCACGUAGGAUAUGUCCUGGACUUCCUGCUCUUCCGCAUCUAUCUGCUGCUCAUCUCCUGUUACGCGCUGGUCAUCAUCUCCAUGUGGUGCGUCUGGAUCAGCCAGUCCUAA
Messenger RNA from Anarrhichthys ocellatus (wolf-eel), 1554 nucleotides. RefSeq names its product 5-hydroxytryptamine receptor 3A. Lineage: Eukaryota; Metazoa; Chordata; Actinopteri; Perciformes; Anarhichadidae. Gene Ontology annotation, biological process: monoatomic ion transmembrane transport. Gene Ontology annotation, cellular component: membrane. The record is from RefSeq and is a predicted model, not a curated record. Gene Ontology annotation, molecular function: transmembrane signaling receptor activity; extracellular ligand-gated monoatomic ion channel activity. Bases 1 to 1554 code for a protein of 517 amino acids. The transcript has 10 exons.